AUGCCUUCAGAUAAAAUUGACAAGAAGCGCAAGCGCGCCUCAGACCGUCAUGAACGUCCGAGUAAAAAGCCUGCGCUGGAAUUGCAGGACCUGCCGCCUCUGGCCUCCAGCGUCGUCGACGACCAUAGCGAGCUGGCUCCAGUGAUCAUGACAACCCCCGGUCUCAACGCACCCCAAAACCUCCACCUGAACCCCUUCCUCAAGAACCGCGAAAGCCAGUCUUCCUCAGCAGCCUCCACCAGAAACCGUGGGAUUGUCUCCUCUGAGCUCCUGCUGCAGUCGUCCGAGCACCCCAAGCUGGACUUCUUGGGCCGUGAGGCUAACGAUGAUGCCGACUCGCAAUUGAAGCACUAUAUUGCCGUGGUGGACCCGGAAAAGAAGACCUGGCAGUUUGUCGAGGCGCGCAAGGUGACGCUUAGAGGUGCUGUGAGAAGAAUGCAACCUGCUGAAGAGGAUGAGAGUAGCGAGGAUGAGGAGAUGCAAACAAUGCGCUCGCAACGAACAGCCCUCACCAACACCUUUGGAACGAAACAAUCCCGCAAAGCAGCCCAAUCCAUGGCAGAAAACGCUCAGCUGUCCAACGCUCCCGCUGGCGCAGCCAACGCCGCUGAGUCGGCCAUCCUCUCGUCUAUGCCCACCGACGGCCCUACAGAUAUCGCCUCCAAGGCCGCCGCUGUCCAGGCCCAGGUCCAAGCCAACAAGCCCAUUCCCCGAGCCAACCUCGAAGCCAGCCAACCCGCCGACGUGUACCCGAUCGACGUCCUCGUCCCCAACGGCUUCUCCACCCUCCAGCAACUCCCAGGUAUCAAGGAAUGGCAGGACGCCGUGUCCUCCGGCCGCGCCGUGGCCUCGACCUCUCGCUACGUCUCCCGCCGUGUCGAAGGCGUCGUCCGAUCCGGCAACACAACUCACAUUCAAAUCCUGCGCUUCAUCCUCCUCCUCUUGGAAUUCACCCGUUCCCUCAAGGCGGGCCGCGAUCGCACCAAGCGUCUCCCUCCCCGCGAAGAACUCCGCCGCGCCCUCUCCUCCACUGGCGAAUCCUCCGAAUCCCUCCCAGACCCCGUCAUCGACGCCAUCCGUCGCAAGUUCGCUCCCCAGGGCUCCAACCUCGGCAAAAACGACAUCACCUUCCUCCACACCACCAUCUGCGCCUUAUCCCUGCACAUCCCUCCCCGCCCUGCAAAGGACGGCGGCGCCAGCUCGCAGGGUGGUAACGCAGCUAAUGAACUGGCUACUGACCCCUCCGAUCUGCGUGAUGACCUGCGUCUCGAUAACCCCAGCAUCACCCAGUACUUCCGUGAAUUGGGCUGCCGCGUCGACAAGCCCCGCGAGUCCGAGUUUGCCAAGUGGGACAUCAAGGGUGGAAAGGCCGAGGCUGCUGCCCGCCGUGUCGCUAGAUUGAAGGUUCCUGUUGAAUUCCCCAAGGUUAGCCGUGGAGGCAAGAGGUGA
This is a messenger RNA of Aspergillus wentii DTO 134E9, 1449 nucleotides long. Its product is annotated as DNA-directed RNA polymerase I subunit RPA49. The record is from RefSeq and is a predicted model, not a curated record. Gene Ontology annotation, biological process: transcription elongation by RNA polymerase I; nucleolar large rRNA transcription by RNA polymerase I; RNA polymerase I preinitiation complex assembly. The transcript has 3 exons. The coding region runs from base 1 to 1449 and encodes 482 amino acids. Gene Ontology annotation, cellular component: RNA polymerase I complex. Gene Ontology annotation, molecular function: DNA binding. Lineage: Eukaryota; Fungi; Ascomycota; Eurotiomycetes; Eurotiales; Aspergillaceae.